This is a messenger RNA of Paracoccidioides lutzii Pb01, 405 nucleotides long. RefSeq lists its product as hypothetical. The transcript has 2 exons. The record is from RefSeq and is a predicted model, not a curated record. Bases 1 to 405 code for a protein of 134 amino acids.
AUGUCGAGUUUCAAGGCCCAAUUGGCCCAAUUGGGGGUGGAGGGCUAUGACACUGUUCCUGAAGAGAUAUUGCCCAGACCCGAGCUGACUGAUUCUCUGAAGGCUAAGGUGAGGAAAAUAGCUCGAGUUGUCGCGGCAGGCAAAAGUGUCGCAGGCGCACCUGGCCAGGAAAGAGACCCAGAGUGCCUGGCAGCUAAGCCCUUCACACGCUAUGGGAAGCAAUUGGGCACAAGAAGCCAUUGUCAAAGCGGAAAAAUGCGAAAGAAACACCUUGCUGAUGGUUCGCAGGAUUUGACUGGCAACGAUAUGGCUGAGUAUCGAGCACUACGUAAAACACAGGCCAUUGCUAGGAAAAUCGCUGAUAAUGCCCAGCGAGAGUUUGAAAGAUCAGGCCGCCAACAUUAA